Molecule: messenger RNA, 8686 nt
Organism: Poeciliopsis prolifica (blackstripe livebearer)
Lineage: Eukaryota; Metazoa; Chordata; Actinopteri; Cyprinodontiformes; Poeciliidae
Gene: snx27a
Product: sorting nexin 27a
Exons: 13
Coding region: 180-1865 (561 amino acids)
Biological process (GO): intracellular protein transport; signal transduction
Cellular component (GO): early endosome
Molecular function (GO): protein binding; phosphatidylinositol-3-phosphate binding
Source: RefSeq, a predicted model, not a curated record
UCACCGAGGGGCGUGGCCUCGCCAACAGAGUCGGUCUGUUUGGAGCUAACGUAACUGAAGGCACAGAGCUCAAGUGUUGUUUUGAAUUUGCUGGAAAUCACCGACUGCAAAAAAAAAAAAAAAAAAAAAAAAAAAAAAAAAGAGGGGAGGGGGAUUUAAGAGCCCGCAAAAAGAAGAAGAUGGCGGAUGUCGGAGGCGAUGAAAUUCGGCCGGCUCACCCGACGGCGUCCCGCUUCAACGGUCCAGCCGUCGGUCCGUCCGCGGGCCAGAGCGCAGCAACGGUAACGUCUGGUCCUCGGGUAGUGCGGAUCGUCAAGUCGGAGUCUGGCUACGGUUUCAAUGUUCGCGGUCAGGUCAGCGAAGGAGGGCAGCUUCGCAGCAUCAACGGGGAGCUGUACGCUCCUCUUCAGCACGUCAGCGCGGUUCUACCCGGAGGUGCAGCAGACCGAGCGGGGAUAGCGAAGGGUGACAGGAUCCUUGAAGUGAAUGGGGUGAACGUGGAAGGAGCGACCCAUAAGCAAGUGGUGGACCUGAUCCGUGCAGCGGAGAAGGAGCUGGUUCUGGCCGUUCUGUCCGUUCCGCCCCAGGAAGCUGAUGGAUUAGAAGGAGGGGAGGACAUCCAGCCGAACUACGACUACAGCGACAAGCAGGCGGUGCCCAUUUCCAUCCCCAUGUACAAACAUGUGGAGCAGCACUCAGAGAGGUUUGUGGUGUACAACGUGUACAUGUCAGGCAGACAGCUGUGCUCGAAGCGCUACAGAGAGUUUGCCAUCCUGCACCAAAACCUGAAGAGGGAAUUCUCAAACUUCAACUUCCCAAAGCUUCCUGGGAAAUGGCCCUUCUCCCUGUCCGAACAGCAGCUGGACGCUCGGCGCAGAGGCCUGGAGGAGUACCUGGAGCGAGUAUGUUCUGUGCGGGUGAUAGGGGAGAGUGACAUCAUGCAGGAGUUUCUCUCUGAAUCAGAUGAGAACUACAAUGGAGUCACAGACGUGGAGCUGCGGAUAGCUCUGCCUGACAAAACCACCAUCUCUGUGCGGGUUCGUAAAAACAGCACGACGGACCAGGUGUACCAGGCAUUAGUGCUGAAGGUUGGAAUGGACAGUAUUAUGGCAAGCUACUUUGCUCUUUUUGAAGUCAUCAACCAUUCUUUUGUGAGGAAACUCGCUCCGAACGAGUUCCCCCACAAGCUUUAUGUGCAGAACUACACAUCCGCCGUUCCUGGGACGUGCUUAGCGCUCCGCAAAUGGCUGUUCAGUGUCCAAGAAGAAGAGCUGCUCAGAGACAACCCGCUGGCGCUACACUACUGCUUCCACCAGGCACUGGACGAUGUGAAGAAGGGAUUCAUAAAAACGGAGGACAAAUCCUACCAGCUGCAGAAACUGGCAGAGCAGCGCAAGAUGGCCACAUACCUGAGCCUGCUGCGGACAUGCGAGGGCUAUAAUGAGGUGGUCUUCCCCCACUGCUCCUGUGACUCCAGGAGGAAGGGCCACGUCAUCACCGCCAUCAGCAUCCAUCACUUCAAGCUGCACGCGUGCACCGAGGAUGGCACGCUGGAGAACCAGGUAAUAGCUUUUGAGUGGGCAGAGAUGCAGCGCUGGGACACUGACGAGGAAGGCAUGGCUUUCUGCUUCGAGUACGCCAGAGGGGAGAAGAAACCGCGCUGGGUUAAGAUUUUUACUCCAUAUUUCAACUACAUGCAUGAAUGCUUCGAGCGUGUCUUUUGUGAGCUGAAGUGGAGGAAGCAGGUGGAGGAAGAGGAAUCUGAUAAAGACAACAAAAACUGCAGCAACAAUGAAUACCUGCCUCCUCUGGAGACGCAACAGAAGGGAUGGCGCCACCUAGGGGGGGAAAUCGCAACGUCCUAAAAAAAAAAACCAGAAAGAAAAAAAAGAAAAGGGUAUUCUUCACUCAAACUAAAACUGAUCCACUCGCAUCAUCACAGCCACCUACAGAAAGCGACCAUUGACAAACAGAAGAAGUGAGAGUCUGAGGCGGAGGGGGGGAAAACAAAGUCACUCCCAAAAUAAAUCCAAGGAUGGGCAGAGUGAGAAGAGAAGCGAAGGAGAAUCAGCAUCAACCAGCUUUUGUGUAAUUUACUAGAUCUCCAACGUGUGUCUGUUGUUUUUCCUCCAUGUGACGUUUGGCUCAACACUAGAAAAGUCUCACCACUGGACGGGUCGAGGUGUGCAAGCGCCUGAUUCUUUACUAAUCAGGUCGAACACCCUCGCAGCGGGUGAAAGAGCUGAUUCACCCGCUUGUACAGCUUCUGGGAUGACUAUUGGGUCCAGAUGUUCUGCUUCUGGGUCUCAAAAGGCAAAUCGAGCUGAGACACAGAGGGAAAAAGACAAAGAAGAGGAGAGGUACAGCAGACAAUGGGUUCCACUUCUUUAAGUCAGUGAUAAACACAAGCAAAAUCCUGCUCUACACUUACACUGGUGCCGGACAUUAACAGAAGUUUUUAGUUUUAUGGGGUUUUUUUUCUGUUUCUGGGGUUCUGACUUUGUCGGAGAAUAUGGCCAGCACAAAUGUAACAAUGAAAAUGGAUGUGUUCGUAAUUAUUUGUAUGUUAACAAUUAUGCCUCUGUUAAGAAAAUAUAGAUUAAUAUAAGACCAAGUAAAAUUAGGGGUUCUUUUUUUUUUGUUUGUUUUGAUCUGACAUAAUGAAACGCUAACUGAACUGCUGGCAGGGAGCUCAAACUAAUCCAUCUUUCACCUCGUCCUCCAGCCUAAUUCAGCAGAGAGUGACUUCUGUUGGCACUUCGCCAUUAAUCUCAACAUAUUAUUUAUCCUCAUUCCAAGUGAUAUUUUUUCUUUUUUGUAGUUUACUGGCAAACAUUGUUGUGAAGAGGUGGUGUUGACAUUCUCAGCUCCUGAACAAAAAAACGUCUCAAGCCAAAGCUUUAAUGUUUUUGAAAUGUCUCACUUUAUGCAACGUCAGUUUGUGAAUACAAACAUGACGGGACGGGAUUCACGAGGUGAGGUGUGCCGAGCUGCAGUUUUGUUGGGUGGCCACCAGGGAGCAGCAGCAGCUAAGACGGGGAGCUGGAAUGGAAAUCUCACUGUGAUUCCCUCCGGGUCUGUAAGCCACCCGAAAGUAUCAGUCUCCUGCAGUUUGUCCAUUAAGCAAGUCAGGAGGAAAAGAUGUGGUGUGUGUGUGAAAGCAGAUGUGCAUGGAGGUGUGUGACUGCCAUCCGCAUUCAGAGCGAUUCCUCCUCCUGCACAUACAUGAAUACAGUAUUUGAUGUGUGCAGAUGCACUUGAUAAAAUUUAAAUUUGACAGAAACCUUUGUGACUUUCUGAUGAAUAUGGUGGUUCGUUCGUGUCUUUCUGUGUUGUCAGGAGACGGCGUCAGCGUCUUGAUUUCGGGGUUGUAGUUUUGUUUGUCCCGCCGAGGGUUAGAGGUUUAUCUCUGAGGCAUGGGCCGGUUAGCGGCGUCGGCGUUAAAGUUUCAGAGCAGAUAAAAUUCCCCAAUCUGCCAAUAGAUACCUUUUAGUGAUUUAAAAAUUUUCUUCAGCUGUACAGAGCAAAGAAUCACACAGCUCUGCUCUAACUCUCUUACUCUUUCUUUACUAAUCUGCAAAUACAAGGUAUAACAUAAUGUAGGUGGUUUUGAUUUAUGCACAUACAACUUUAAAAGUUAAACAUGUAUGCUAGUUGGAUUAAUUAUUGCUUUUCUGUUUUAAAAUUAGGCUUUGACUUUUCUUUUUUUUUCCAUUUAGAUUUUUGAAUAAAUAUUAAAGUAAUAAAGAAGGUUAAGGUUUAGAAAAGGCAAAUAAAAUACAGCCAGAUCCUAAUAGUACAUAAAAUACUGAAUAUAAAGGGCAACCAAAAUAUGUUUAAUAAACAUAUGUGCAAUAGAGAAGACAGGCAGCACUUGUAGAAGAAACACUGAAAAUGUAUAAAUUUAACAUUUAAAAAACUAAAAGGCAGCAAAAGGUAAGCCAUGGAUAAAUUUCAAAACUAUAAAAUUAGGCAAAAAAUCUAUGUUAGACAAUCAAAUGGCUUAAUAAAGUUAAGCCCAACAUUGUUCCAGAUUUGGUUUUCAGGCAAAUCUUUUCACUUACCAACAUAUUUCCUCUGACCAGCUAGUAUAAGAAGGGUUGGACUGAGCGAAAACCAAUAAAACUUUUAUGCUUUUAUUGUUGAAGUUGAUCCUCUUAUGUUUUAUCACCUUCUGAAGGAUGCUUGCACCAUUUCCUAUUGGAAACAAACUUUUUAGUUGGAUGAAAACUAAUUUUGAAUCUUGAGCUCAAACACUAUUUUUUUUGUAAAUAAAUUUUUGCAUAAACACCAUAAAACGUUGAUUUAUUUUUAUUGUUAUCAUACAGUGAGAAUCUCAGACCGGCCCAUGCCUGUUCUCAACCAAUCAUUUCUGAGUCAUUUCUGAGUCAUUCCUUCGCUUCGCUCACAAUUUGCCAGCAACCAGAAACUUGAAAUCAAUACUUUUUGUUCAUGGCGGUCUUUCUUUCUUUCUCUGAUGUUUAUGUGUAAAGUGUUCCGCUGCUGUCAUAAUAAGCUUUCCGUAGGCAUUGUGCCGUCUGAGUGCGUCCUCUGUGUUUGUCGUUGACAUUGCUGAUAAGCCCGGAUGCUCCGAUUGGACGAGUCUGAUGAGCUGUUGGUGUGAGAGCCUCAGAUUGAAGAUGGAGGGGUUUAAACUGUAGACGGCAAAGAUGUUGGACAGAUUUAGACUAAUGGGGGUUUUUCUCCUGUUUGACUAACAUUGCUUAACCCACACACACACACACUCGCAGAAAAUAAUAAAUAUAUUCCCGCCUUUCUGCUACCAGAGCAGCAUUGUUAAGUGAAGCUCAGAAUAUGUCAUGUGAUAGUUGCCUUUAGGUUAAAAACAGCUAACAUGUUGGUGUGGCGUCUUGUGUUGAACUCAUCAUGGGUCGUUUGAUUGAGAAGCUGCGGAUGUGCGGGUUGCUGGACCACCAAAGUAAUAGCCAAUUUGGAUCUGGAUGAUUGAAGAACUGCAGCUGCUCAGCCAUGAUGCUGUUGUUUAUUUAUUUUUUUCCUCCCCCUCUGCGCGAUAAAGAGACGAGACGGUCUGAGGGUUGUGAUUGUGCGCGCUGCCUUGUUUGUCCUCUGCUGCCUCACUCUCUCCAGGUUUAGUCUCCCGUCAUCGCAGGGGGAUGCGGUUGCCGUGGCAGCAACACGUUGGCUCAACACGCUCAGUGCAGCUUCUGUUCCUUUUAUUCCCGCCAGCCAACCGACUCGCUCCUCCUGAUAAUGUAUUCAGAGCUGUGUUUGGGGUUGUGUGUGUGUGUGUCUUUUAUUUUUAUUUUCUCCCCCCACUGUUUGAUGUUUGUUCUCUGUCCCCGUGGCUCGUGCUGCUGUGAAUAGAUUUAUAGAAAGCUGCUUCAAAAAUAUAUAUAUAUAUAUUUGUGGUUUGUUUUUGUCUCGACUGUGUCAGAUAUCAUUUCACAGCUCGGUCAUUGGCAGGUGUGUGUUGAUGGCGUCGUCCGUCGAACUCGUGAAACUUAAUGUCAUGAUAAUGAAAAUGAAAGCAAAGACGCGACAGGAAUGUAAAGAAGUGCGUUUUGUAGAGAUGACAAGUUGUGUACGUGUGUGUGUGUGUGUGUGUGUGUGAGAUGCUGGGCGACCCGCGCUUUUAAUUACGCUGUUGUUUUUCGAAAAUAAUUCUUUCAAGUAGGAGAUAAUUGACAUGAAUGUCGGUGAAGCAAAUAUAGUGAUAGUGAAGGUAAAGUGAAAGAGAAACAGAGCUUAUUCCUCAUUAACUAGACUGUCGUCAGGAUUUUUGUGUUAAACAGGUAUAGUGGGCCUUUUCUUUUUAGAUGUGGAGCAUUUCAUGAUGAUCACACUCCUCAGAUGUCUUUGGGUUAUUUUUUGUUUGUUUGGGUGGUUCAGUUGGAGUCUCAUUACCGACACUAAUACCUGAAUUAGAGAUGCACCGAUAAGAGUUGGUGGUUGAUGCCAAUUUUUCCUGGUUUCUUUGUUCAAACUAUGAUUAUUCUUGAAUGUACACCAAAUUGACUUUAAUAUGCACAAAUUCUCAGUAGAAACUAUCUUGCUAUCUUGUCAGUGGCUGACAAUCAUGGUUUCCUUAUCUAUGCUUCUGGAUUGGCUACUUUGUAAACGUCAGCCAAUAGUAGCAUUUCUCUGAUAUUUCAGAUUCCCUGGUAAAAGUUAAACUUUUUUACAACUAUCUAUAUCUGAUAUAUUUUCUUUCAAAUAUUUCAGAUAUGCAUUAUGAAGACAUCCACAAGUAUCACGGUUUUCCCAGGGUUUAUAAGCCUGGCGGGUCACCAGGCUUUACUUACCCACCAGGCUAAGCAUUGCUUAUUUAUUUAAGUCUCUUUAAAAUGUUUCCAUUUUUUAAAGACUUUAUAGUUGGUGUUCAGGUAUUAAUCUUCCAAUCUUUUGGUUUAACACAUAAUUAUCAAGUGAUAUUUUAACAUUUUUCUGGGGGAAACUUUGAACAGGCACAUUUUUUUCAUGACCAAUUCCAAGUUACAUUUUUCUGAAAAUUCCACAAACAGGCAGGUAAUCAAAAUGUGUCUUGGGUUUUUUUUUAUUUUUUUUAUUUGUCCUUUAGCAGGUUUGUUCCUCUGCUGCACAGCCAUGUGUUGCCAUUUGACCCCAAAACAAAAACUCUUGUACCAGCAGGAUUUCAAAGUCAGAAACUUUCAAAAAAUGUCUUGGUAAUUGUGGGAAACAGCUGGAAAUAAAUUACAUAAAUAUUUGUUUUCCCAGCUGUCCAUGUCCCAUUUGCAAGUGAAACUAUUUUCCAAUUAGAUAUAUUUGAAAAUACAAACAGCCUGUGCCUGUGAUGAAAGAGCACACUCUGCAUGUAGGGGGCGUGGCCUCACUGUGCGCUAUGUGCAUGUGAUAGAAGACCAGUAUGAAUAUACUCAGACUUGCAUGCAUGAACACAAGAGCUGCACUUCUUUAAAAACUUUUUUCAUUGCAUUAAUUUUACUUAAAAUUGCAAUUACUGUAUUGGUUGAUUAAUCCACAUUUCAAAAGUCACUUCUUAGUCCCAUAAAUUGCCAUGUAAAAUGUUUGAUUUUGAAAGUUUCUGGAUUUUUGCUAGCAGGAUCAUUUCUCUAGGAAUAAUACUUGAUAUUGUUUUCGAGUGUUUAAUGUUUUGCCAUCUCUUGCAUACAUUGGGAUUCUGAUUGUUGUUCAGACUACUUACUGUGAUCCUUGAUCAAAACCCAAUAAGCUUUGACUGUUUAUAUGAAUAGACAGUCAAAUUUUGGUAGAGUUAGAUUAAGUACUCAGUUCUCAAAGCCAGUAUGAAGCGUCCCAAACUGGGUAUUAAUUGACACCUGGUUGGUCCAAAACGUCCUGUGACUGACGACUCCUUUAUGCCUCCGACGUUUUCAAGUAUGAAAAUAUCAAAACCGCAAAAGUACAAAAUGUUGGAGACAAAAUGACCAGUACAGAUUCUUACUCCUCAUUGGAACACUUUGUACAAGCUUUAACAACUAACGACUUUUUAAAUUCAUUCUUCUAGUAUCCACUUGUCGUCUAUUGUAAUUUUGCGGAUGAAUCAAAACAUUGAUAUCCACCUGAUUAUGGAUCGUAAUCAGUCAUAUUUACAACAGUCAACUGGAUAAAACAGGAACCAGGUCAAAAAUCAUUUGAAUUUGGCUGUAAUACAAAGUCUGUAGAAAGUAAUCUUAGUCAACCGAUGGGUGAAACUGAAGCAAUAGUUUACAUAACUCAUAAAUUACUGAACUACACAGAAAACCGAACUUCUAUGAAAUAAUUUGAGUUCAUGGAUAUGAAAAGUUUCUUUCUUUUUUUUCUCUUUUCAAAGUAGUGGCAGAAAUGGCAACACGUGGAUGUAAAAUGAGGCUAUUAGCUAAUAACAGGGGACGUCACACUGGGUGUGUGCUUGAGAUGAGCUGCUGUAAAGUUAUUAUAUUAUUAACUCUAUUUAAAAAUAACACACUUAAUGAACGACUUCAGGUUUCAUUUUAAUAACUUCUUUCAACUUAUGUGGUUGAAAAUAGCGUGACGUCUUCUGACAUCCACUCUGAAGAGUGUUGUUAUUACGACUCGUGGUCUCUUCACUAACUGGGAAACAAUUGAUUUCUGUCCUUUUCGCCCGGUUCUUCUCGGUGCAUCUCUUGCGGAAACUCAGUAUUCAUCCAGAUCAGAUCAGUGUUUGCAUCUUUUACCUUUAAUUAACAUGACAGGUGGAUGUGUUUAUAAAAUAUUUGCCUACUUAAACUUAUCUGUUCACUGCUUUGAAAGGUUUUCCAAAGCAGCAGGAAGACGCUGACACAUUAAAGAAAAUACGUUUUCAAAAACUGUCAUCACCAAGGUGUUGUUUAACGAGUCCUAACAAAAGAAGCAGACUCGUUUUUUUCUCCAACUCAGAGCCUUUUAUUUAUUGGAGCAGAUUUCGUAAAGAUUGGUGGAUUUCUCGUGCUUCAACCAUCGAGGCGCCGGUUCAGCUGCACGGAAGACGACCACAAACGGUGGUUAAAAGACAUGCGGUUUCUCAUUCAAUAAGUGUAUAAAGACUACAAUUAACUCAAGCUAAAAAAAUAAAACAAAAAUAAAAAAGUAUAAGGUUUUAUAUUUAAAAAGGUCUUUGAAGGUUUACUAACCAGUAUAAAUACAUGAAAAAGAAGAAAAAAGUUUUAAAAAUGUUGUGUAGAGUAAUAAAUUGUAACAAUAUUUUAAAUAAAGUUCUAUAUAUUGAGAA